Molecule: messenger RNA, 1563 nt
Organism: Coccomyxa subellipsoidea C-169
Lineage: Eukaryota; Viridiplantae; Chlorophyta; Trebouxiophyceae; Coccomyxaceae
Product: sucrose phosphorylase
Exons: 10
Coding region: 1-1563 (520 amino acids)
Biological process (GO): carbohydrate metabolic process
Molecular function (GO): 1,4-alpha-oligoglucan phosphorylase activity
Source: RefSeq, a predicted model, not a curated record
AUGGUGUGCCUGCGACUGCCACAGGUGCAGCUGAGUACUUAUGGAGACAGCCUGGGCAAGAACCUCACAGAACUCCGAGAAUUCAUUGACAACAACUUGCAGGGUGUGAUUGGGGGCGUGCAUCUGCUGCCAAUCUACCCGUCCUCCGGAGACGGGGGCUUUGCGCCGUUGUGUUAUGACGACGUGGACCCACACUUUGGCAAGUGGGAGGAUGUGGAGGCGAUUGCCAAGGAGUAUGACCUCAUGCUGGAGCUUAUGAUAAAUCAUAUCUCCCCCAAAUCAGCCCAGUUCCAGGACUUCCUCGAGAAGGGGGAUGCCUCAGAGCACGCCAGCAUGUUUAUCGACUGGCAGAAGUUCUGGGGCUCGCCAGACCGACCAAACGAGGAAGACUUAAAACAGAUCAGGACGCGUAAGGCAGACAUGCCUAUGCUGCCAGUGACACUGAAGGACGGGUCCAAGCGGGAGCUCUGGUGCACCUUUGGCCCUGAGCAGAUUGACAUUGACAUUGACUCCCCCUCAGGGCGCAAAUUUGUGGAGGACUCACUCAGAUCCUUGUGUUCGCGCGGCGCUCGCAUGGUCCGAUUGGAUGCCUAUGGAUAUGCCACCAAGAAGCCAGGGACGAGGUGUUUCUUCGAGGAGCCAGAGGCCUGGCAGAUCUUGAAGGACCUCGAAAAGAUCUCGGACGAGUAUGACAGCAGGCUGCUGUGCGAGGUGCACGAGGAGUACUCGACCAACAUAGCGCUGGCGCUGCACGGCUACUGGGUGUAUGAUUUCAGCCUGCCGCUGCUCAUCCUGCACGCGUUCACCUUCAAGACCAUGGACAACCUGCGCCACUGGCUCGGCAUCUGCCCUCGCCGCCAGAUCACCGUCCUCGACACUCACGACGGCAUGGGCAUCGAUGACAUCGCCGGCCUUGCCGAGGUGUGCGACGUGGAGCAGCUGCAGGAGGUUGUGGAGCACCGGCUGGGCUGCAACCCCAACAUGAAGUACCUCUACAGCGGCCGCCAGCGCGGAUACGUGGGCAAUCCGCACCAGUACAAUUGCACAUAUUUCUCCGCGCUGCAUGGCAACGCUCGCCACUACCUCAUGGCGCGCGCGAUCCAGUUCUUCACCCCCGGCCUCCCCAUGGUCUACUACGUCGGCCUGCUAGCCGGCAGGAACGACCAUGAGUCGGCGGACCGGGACAACAAUCCGCGCGGCAUAAACCGGCACAAGUUCUCGCUGGAGGAGGCUGAUGAGGCCGCGCAGCAGCCGGUGGUGCAGGCGCUCUUUGACCUCUGCCGCUUCCGCAACCAGCACCCCGCCUUCAACGGCAAGGCAAGGCCCCUGCACUGCUAUGUGACGAUCAGCCAGGACACAGACAGCCACUGCCUGGAGGUGACAUGGAAGAACGGCAAGCAUUCAGCCACCCUGCAUGCGGAUGUGGUGGACAUGUCAUUCGAGAUCAUUGCCACUCUGGAGGGGGAGAAGACUGGCGAGCUGCACACCUUCAAGUACACACUCGAUGACACUGACACCUAUGAGCCCACCAUGGACGAGUGCGUGGCGCCAGCAGUCUUUUAA